Molecule: messenger RNA, 929 nt
Organism: Drosophila gunungcola (fruit fly)
Lineage: Eukaryota; Metazoa; Arthropoda; Insecta; Diptera; Drosophilidae
Exons: 2
Coding region: 48-887 (279 amino acids)
Source: RefSeq, a predicted model, not a curated record
AUUCGCCGGUUUAGACCAAGUUACGAACGAACCGUUGAGCAAGCAACAUGCAGUUCCACCUCAUCGCCAUCCUGCUGGCCUCCGUGGCCAUUGGCUCCUGCCUCGCCAAUCCCAGCCUCAUCUCUGGACCCUCCAGGAUGAUGGAGAUAAUGAGGGCCACUAGUGAAAAUCAACGGAAUAACCCACAGUUGGCGGCGGCCUGCUUCGCCUACUACAAUGACGUCUUCAACUCCGACUACGCUGCGUACGAGGUGGAGUACAACCAGUGCCAUGACAAGUUCAAUGGGGGCCGCGAGGAGGUCCUGGAGCGGUACGAUCCUGUCGUCUGGGAUCUAAGCAACUCCACCUUCGACUCGUGCAUGUACCUGCUCGACUGCGAUAAUCACAAUAACAGUCAGAAUGCGCUCAACUGCUAUGCCAGUGACGGACCAAAAAUGUCUAAGGUGUUGACCAGUGUGGCCUCCAAUGCUUCGAAUUUCUAUGGAGCCCUGGUGCAGGAGGUCGAGCAGCUCAGCUAUACACGUGAUCUGUGCUGCAACACCACGGCCAGGAACUACGAGAUCCGCUCCGGGGACUCCUACGAGGCCUUCCAGAGUUGUCUGGCUGGUCUGACUCCAGUACCGGAGAAACCCACCAUCCCCCCGAGCACCAUCACCCCGAGCACCACCACCCCCAGCACCACCACCUCGAGCACCACCAGCGUGCCAACCACCACAACCACAUCCCUUCCAGCGGUAGUUGUAACCAAUGAGAUAACGACAACCAACCUCCCACCUACAAUCUUACCCUCGACCAUUUCCCAUUUCGGAGCCGAUGAAAGCAACAGUGCCAACAGCAAGCACCGAUGGGGAAACAAACUGAGCAAUAUUUUCAAGCAUAUUGGCUAAGACUAGAGAAACUUGUAAAUAAAGAGCAUUUAUCUAAAAAUA